AUGGCACUGUUAGCCUCUGAAAAGGGUCAGCUUCAAAAUGCUCUUGCUGCAUUGGGCUACAUAGGAUACAUGCGUGUGACAACAUAUUAUACAACGAAAACAUGCAAGUCUAAUGGCUCAUGUGGAGAGUGCAGGUUGAAGCAUAAUACUCUACUACACUUCUCACAAAGGGUAUCCGACGAUCAGAAAAUUAAUAGUACAAGUGAAGGAGAAUCAUCUUUAGCUGGGGCAUUAUCAGCUACGUCAUGGGCCUCAGGGAACCGUUAUGCAUUUUUAGCCACAGCACAAGUGAUAGUUAAGGACAAGAAUGGAAUGGAGUUCAAAUGUCGUGCCGUGCUAGACAGCGGCGCUCAGGUGAAUUUUAUAUCCAAAAGGUUACAAAACGUACUCAAGGUCUCAGGAGAAAGGGUAGCAUUGCCGGUGAGCGGAAUCGGUUCAAGUAGAACACAAUCGACUACAAGGGUAGAUAUUAAGGUUUAUUCUCGAGUAUCACCAUUCCAGGUUAACAUAUCAUGCUACGUAUUACCAUCAAUUGUCAACACACUAUCUUCAAGUAUAAGACCCACGGACGGCUGGGGAAUCACCAAAAAUAUUCUUUCACAGUUAGCUGAUCCUAAUUUUGACCAGGCAGGCACCAUCGAUAUGUUAAUGGGCGCAGGGAUAUUUUUUGAAUUAUUAGAGUCAGAGAGGAUUCAACUUCAAACUGGUAAUCUCACAUUACAAUCCACAAAAUUAAGUUGGGUUAUGACUGGAGAAUUUAACGUUAAUUGCUUAGUGAGUACUGGAGCGUCAUUAAAAGACGAAUGGCGAACAAUGAAAACUGAUCAAGGACUAUUCGGCAGGUUAUCCAAGGCCAAUAAGCGUCACGCAGAAGAACAGGAAGCAGUACAACAUUUUGAAGGAACUGCUACCAGAAGAGCCGAUGGUCGAUUUGUGCUCCGUCUACCUGUAAAGCCAGAAGUUAGCCAGCUAGGAGAUAGCAUAUCUAAGGCCACGUCACGCUUUAUAAGCGUCGAAAGAAGAUUAUCACGAGAUGAACAUCUACGUACUGAGUUUGUAAAAUUCAUGACACAAUAUUAA
This is a messenger RNA of Rhopalosiphum maidis (corn leaf aphid), 1080 nucleotides long. RefSeq lists its product as uncharacterized. The transcript is spliced from 2 exons. The record is from RefSeq and is a predicted model, not a curated record. The coding region runs from base 1 to 1080 and encodes 359 amino acids. NCBI's taxonomy places the organism in Eukaryota, Metazoa, Arthropoda, Insecta, Hemiptera, Aphididae.